Molecule: messenger RNA, 2040 nt
Organism: Symbiodinium sp. CCMP2592
Lineage: Eukaryota; Dinophyceae; Suessiales; Symbiodiniaceae
Source: the annotation of a GenBank genome assembly
AUGUUGUUUGCACUUUCGAGUUUGUUUGCAAAGACUGAGGCAGCCUACGUACAACACGUACCUUUCGCCGCAGCUCAAGAAGUAGCAAGCUCACAAGAAGUCCCAAGCAGUCCUGGAAGCAUGUCGCUUCUGGAAGUCCUGGUGACGCUCGCCAUGGUGUGCAUGGCGGCAUGGUUUGUGAACUACGACGUCGACUCCUUCAACGAGGAAAAGAAAGAAGUGACAGAGAGAGCAGAGAAGUUGAAGAAGGUUGAGGAAAGCCUGGAGAAGGAAAAGGAGGAGUUCGAAGACCGAAAGACAGAGUUUGAGGAGACAGUGAAAAGGUUUUUGAAGAAGCAGAAGGAGGUGAAGGAAAAGGAAGACAAAGUUACAGAAAGAGAGGAGAAGGUAGAGAAAGGCCAAGAGACCCUCCAAGAGCAAGCUAAAGCCUUAAGCGAAAAGGAGACAGCCCUUGAAGAAGCUGAGGAGAAUGUCAAAGGAAGAGAAGCAGAGGUUGAAAGGAAGAAAAAGGAGGAGAGAGAAGAGUACGCCAAGAAGUACGUGGACGACGCAAAGAAGGACUUGGAGAGAGAGCUUAAAUUGCUAAAGCAAGAAGAGAAAGUAACGAACCAAAAGCUCGACGACCUCCAGUACGACUACAAGAGCCUCAAGGACGACUACCAGUACUUCAAAAGUUACUCGAAGGAAGUGGACGCACUUCUACUUGCAGCUAAGGACAAGAUCGUGAAGUACAAGAAGAAGGUCAAAAGCCUCAAGGAAACCAUAGGAGACGACGCUACCGUCGACCCCGAGAUAGCCGAGUUCACGCAGCUUGGCUACGUGUGGGAGUUCAACAAGAAGACCCAGGAGUACCGCGUGAAGUGCGAGGACAAGAAAGGAAGCCAGAGAAUUAAGAACGCUCCGGUGAAAGGCCGCCUUCUUUGGAACAAAGUCACGGAGUGCUACAGAAAGCACAACGUGUGGUUCGUGGACGGAAGAGAGCUCGACAAAUACCUCGAAGGCAAGGAGAACGAGAAGAUCGAGGAAGAGGUGCAGCGACGCAUCGGCAUGAAGGGCAAGAACGACAACACAGGAACCAAGGGAAAAGGCCCUUCCUGGGACGACGGACAGAACGACAGUUGGUGGUAUGGCGAGCAGUGGAACAACGAGAACUGGAACACCACCGACGACGGCAGUGGUUGGUGUGAGAAUGCGAACCCGCACAACAAAGGCUACUGGCAGACGCCAGAAGAGUGGGCGCAGCAGAACCAGUGGGACCAGUGGACACCCAAAGGAAAGAGCAAAGGCAAGAAGUCCAAGAACUGGACGCAGACCCAGGCUAUCAGAAGAGCCAAACACCGGGCACAAACCCAGGGCUUCACAUGGUACAAGGGGCGCCGUAUUACGGCCCCGCAAAUUGCUGACGUUGCACUCCGCACGGCCGGGAGACCAGCCACCGAAUCCCACGCCACCAGAGGCAACCGAGCGGGGCAGCAUCACGUCGAGAGACUGAGCAUAUUGUCCCUCAACGUGGGCUCCCUGUCUACCUUGCUUUGGCAAGAACUUAAGGAAUACUUGGCGACGGCUCAGGCCGACGUCAUAUGUCUUCAGGAGACUCAUUGGUCCACGACCUCGGACUUCAUGGUCCAAGGGUGGCGCGCCAUUCACUCGGGUACCAAGGCCAGGGCAGACGGUAUCCUCACGCUAGUCCACCCGAGACACAACAAGCACGUGGUGAGACACGAGGAGAUUGUACCGGGACGGGCACGCCGUGUUCAGCUUCAAGCCCCCCACGGACGCAUCGAAAUACACAACUGCUAUCAGCAUCCCCACAAUUACACCGAGUCUCUAAAAAAGAAGCGCCACGCCUUUCUGAACAAGGUCACCAGGUCCAUAACCGGAAUCCCCCUUCGCACCACCCUCAUAGUGGCAGGCGAUUUCCAGGCGGAGGUGAAACCCUCCCCACCACACGUUGGGCGUUCAACGCGCAACACUCCCUUCCACGUGGGGCCGGAGGCCACAGACCCCGACGCUUUGGCACGAAUGGGCUGGUGGCGUUAA